AUGGCGGCAAUUAUAGAAAGUGAAUUCGAAAGAUACGAAAACAUCUUUGUUGAUACCAUUCAGACAUCCAUAACAACGGUCGCCAUGUCUGUUGUUGGGGUUACCGGCGGGACAAAGAAAAACCAAAGGGAAGAAAGAUAUUCUGACCAAGGAGCUUUCAUCGAUCCCAACAGGGGCAGAGAGAAUGAGGCGUAUGUUGAUGACGACUCCAUCCUACCCAGUGCUUCAGAGGAGCAGGCCAAUGAUUCAGCGACUUCCAAACAAAUGCACAGAGACACCAGUGCGUCCUACCAGGUCGAUCAGUCAUCAGGAGUAACUGAUGUCAAGGUGACCAUCGUAGAUGACGUUGAACAAGAGACCAGUUCGUCUGACGAGGUGGAUGAUACCACACAGCAGAGUGAAGCUCCUCCGAGGUCUGAUGCUCAAAGCAGCGUCAGGAGUGAAACUGAAAAGACUGAAUCAGGACAAUAUCAAGACCACGAAGAAGUCAUCAGAGCAGACCAUGGCGUCGACGAAAAUGGAGAACAACAGGCACCGAACGCGGAAGACAACCGCGACCCAGAAAAUAACCAGAAAAGAUCAGAAUCUACUAGCCUUAAUCAGCAGUUUGCUAACCAUGCCGUCGCUGUUAUCUGUCUAUUGCUUUGCGUUAGCGCCUGCUUGGUAAACAUUGCCUCUAUCUUUCUCACGGUUUCAUGCCUGUGGGGUCUAUCCCCCGAUGUGAGUGAUGGGAACGUUGUUUAUUCAAAAGGGAACAACACUAUCACAUGUGAUCCAUACGAGUCUCAGGAAAACAUACCGUACAAUCUUAUCGACCUCCUACUAGCGUUACAACCGAUUGUUGUUAUAGUUCUCUGGAAAUACGGAGGUAUUGCUGAAAGAAUAGAGAAAUACGAGGAAAAGGGUGAUUACGAAGAAGAGCAAAAGGACAAUACUACCGCAGACGUCGCACUGGUUAUUUCGUUAUGAUUACCAUAGCCCUGUUUUUCCUUCUUCACUGUGUAGAGUGCGCAACCUGUUCUUUUUCUAGUCCAACUAUUUUCUUUGGAACAUUGGUCCGCGGUGUUCCCAAAAGCGUUUGUCCGUGGUUGAGCCUUCUGUUCCAUCUCGUGUUCCCGGGAUAUUGCCUGUAUUGUUGGUAUGCCACUAAAAUGGCCUGCGUGCUCCGCAGACGAGCGUACUACAUUCGGAAGUACAUCCAAUCGGGCAAGAGUUCGACCAUUUUCGAUGAAAACGUAGGUCGGCCCGAUAUAAUUCGGAGAAAACUUAACGACAACAUUUUCGACGACAAUUGGCACAGUGAAAUUUGGGAGAACAUUUCCUUCCUCAUGAACAUCAUGAUGUUCUUCAGCGCUACGUUGGUACUGUUGUACACCCAUGUGUAUGUAUCCGAAGUCCGCCUAACCCUAGGGGAAUGGACAACUCACUUCAUGCGACUUGUUUCUAUAGCCACCCUUUCCGUUGUCCCGUACAUACACGUUGCUUUUGCCUGCGUCCGUGUGACUGAAGCCUAUAGUUACAUAGCGGAGAGUAUGGGUGGUGCAUUUCAAGAGUCAUACAGUCAUACUUCGAUCCAAGAAUCGCACGAAAAUUCCUUAGACAUUUCGCAGGAACCGGCUGGGUUAGAUGGCCGGACUUGUCCAAGUACUCAGAACAGAGACGGGGAAAAUACGUCGCUCGAGCGACUGGAAUAUCUCAUUCAAUGGCAAUUCCUGCAGAGCAAGGUGUACAAAAAGUGUAAGGAUGGGUUGACAUCUGGGAUAUUGGGUUCGUCGUACACUACCCGCAGCGGUGUCCACUUGGCGUCGCUAGGCGUAAUUAUCGCUAUGACAUGGGAGGUUCUGGACCGUCUGAAUGACUUUGACGUGGAGAGAGCAAUCGCGCUUGGGAACACGAGGCAGGAAGCUUUCAUCGUGACUCUCUUUGGUGUUCUUGCCUUCGUACUCUGGAUCUCAGCUGCCAGCAUCCUUUUAUGCUAUCGUUUAACGCACAAGAUAUGUGACUGCACCAAGUGUUUUGCACCACAUGCAGUAAAUAGGCGACUGAUUGUGUACAUAGUUCUUACAAUUCUUUACUUCCUCGGCAUGUACGUGGCUUUCUAUCUUGUCGUUUAUCAGGACAGUUAUUGUUACAGUUCAUCCAACCCUCUGUUCGUAUAAGGUAAAAAAAAGGCAAGAGUAGUCCAUAGCCUUUUAAGGCCGUAGAGCCAGUGGGUUGUUAUUCACCGUGUAUAUGGGAGGCGGCCUUCAACCCUCUCCUUCCACCGCUGUUUACCUCCCCAACCGAAUUCAGGCUAGGUUCCCAUUUUAAAGUCGUUCAAAGUGGCUUUCCCAAAUGUGCAUAAGUGUUCAUGUAUCUUUUCAAAGUGCUGAGAGUAAAUAUUGUCCAGUUUGGAUUGUCUAGGAUGUCAUCUUUAUACCGUGGCAUUUCGAAGUGGAGUGAUAAGAUACUUACGUGUUCCUUUCAUCAUUGAUUGAAUUGAAAGACGCUAUAAUUUCAUCCCGUGAACUAUAUUGGAACGUAUCAGAAUGAAAGUUUAUUCGUGUUGGCUGAAUUGAUAGUGGUAUGAAAGAGAUGAGAUGUACAUUGUAUAUUCCUGUACGACAGUUUACGCUGUAUUAUUAAAAAUGAUAGACGUUUAAUUGCAA
Molecule: messenger RNA, 2648 nt
Organism: Branchiostoma floridae (Florida lancelet)
Lineage: Eukaryota; Metazoa; Chordata; Leptocardii; Amphioxiformes; Branchiostomatidae
Exons: 5
Coding region: 1-969 (322 amino acids)
Source: RefSeq, a predicted model, not a curated record